UGUGGUUUAUCUGUAUACCUGUUAUUCAGGUAUCAUCGCAUACCUGCUGUUUUACCAUCACGUGAAGUAAGGGGCCUGUUGCUGGAGCACGUGUGGGGUACACACGACCUCCAAAGGAAGACUUGUAUAGAGAACCGAACACACUCGCUUCGGUCCAGUAUUCUGUAAAGCUUUGACUCGUUGAAGUGGCAGACACAUUUUUAUUCACCCUAUCAGAGAGACGAAGAAGAGGAAGAGGAAGAGGAAGAAAAAGAAAAAAAAAAGAAGAAAGAAAAGUGAGUGUAGGAGACUUCGACAAGAUCUACGGAUAGAUUGUUAUAAAUACUCGUGGUGUGCUCGUGUAUUUAAUUAUUCUUACGAUAAGUUCGCGAUCAGUUGUGUCCUAUAUAAGGAGUAUCUGCUGAUUUCUGAUAAGAACUUACAAAAUACUUUAGUUCAAUAAUGAUAGCUCGAAGGUUACUGUUAUUACUGUUACAAAUACAUCUCGCACGUUACUGUUACUCAGAGAAAACUUUAAUAACAGUCUACAAUGACAUUGGACUGACACCGAUCGACCCAGAAAUCGCAGAUACGAUCGAUUGGAACAAACAUUAUUGUAAACGACUUUGUAAAGAUGGAUCACCACCUCUGGAUUGUUAUUACACUUUCAAAAUUGAAUCUUAUCGUACGAUGAGCAAAGCCUGUUACAAUUGUCCAUUAAAUUCUACCGAUUGUUUCCGUCCUCACUGCAUACCAGCCGAUGGGAUUAAAAGAUCAAUUUUGGUUGUUAAUCGGCAGUUGCCUGGACCAUCGAUUCAGGUUUGUCUAGGUGAUAGAGUAAUAGUCGACGUUAUUAAUUUAUUACAUUCCGAAAGUACUACGAUGCAUUGGCAUGGACUGCAUCAUCACAAAUCACCCUACAUGGACGGUGUACCGUACAUUGCUCAAUGUCCGAUUCCCCCGGGAUCAACUUUUCGGUACAAUUACAUUGCUACUGAAAUUGGUACCCACUUUUGGCAUUCUCAUAUAGGUUUCCAAAGAGGUGAUGGUCUUUUUGGACCUCUAAUUGUUCGUGCACCACCCUCUAAGAAUUGGCACAAGGAUUUGUAUGACGUGGACGAAUUUACAUUAACCCUUUAUGAUUGGACUCAUAAUAUGGGUAACGACAUGUUCCUUGCACAUCAUCACUCGAAUGGCGAUAACAAACCUGUUAACUUACUCGUUAAUAGUUUGGGACGGUACAAAUCUAAUAAUAGCGAUAUUGAUGCUAUUUCCAUGAGAAUGCCUUUAACGACGUUUACUGUUAAACAGAAUUUAAGAUAUCGAUUCAGACUGAUAAACGCUGAAUUUCUUAACUGUCCCAUCGAAGUUUCCGUGGACAAUCAUACUCUUUUCGUCAUUAGCUCAGAUGGACGUGAUAUAGAGCCAGUAGAAGCCGAAUCUUUAGUAAAUUACGCUGGCGAAAGAUUUGAUUUUAUUAUUAAUAUGGACCAAGAAAUUGAUAAUUAUUGGAUCCGGUUCCGUGGUUUGAUGGACUGUGACGAGAGAUUCCUUAGUGCUCAUCAAGUCGCUAUUCUUAGAUACGAGAAUGCUAAAGGUUUAGAACCAGAAGGAGAAAUUUCCUAUGAUCGUCCUCCAAAUAAUCUACUUGGAUGGAAAGUGAACGCGUUAAACGAGGGUACAGAAUCGAAUAACAGUCUUAGCAUACCAUUGCUUACUUCUUUGGAUGAAAAUGACGAAACGAGUAUCGAAAAAGCGGAUUAUCAAUUUUACGUGGCCUAUGAUUUUUAUGCUAAAAAUAAUCCACAUUUCCAUCGGGAAGGUCUUUACGGAUUUGAUCAAAUAAACGAUUGGUCACAACGAUUGUUCACGCCACAAUUAAAUCACAUAUCAAUGAAGUUACCAUCCUUCCCAUUACUUUCGCAACGAGACUUAAUCGAGCCUAAUCAAUUUUGUAACUCGAGUACUGUAACAGGAUGCGAUAAGAAAUUUUGUAGUUGCACUCAUGUUCUCCAAGUGAAAUUGAAUAGCGUCGUUGAAGUGAUACUCGUGGAUGAAGGUAUUACUUACGAAGCGAAUCAUCCAUUUCAUAUUCACGGCUAUCAGUUUCGCGUUGUAGGAAUGGAAAGACUAAGCAAAAACGUUACAGUAGACGAAAUAAAAAGAUUGGACGCAAUUGGCAAGAUAAACAGGAAGCUUGACCAUGCACCGUUGAAAGACACAGUGACCGUUCCUAACAUGGGCUACACCAUUAUUCGAUUUUAUGCAGACAAUCCAGGAUAUUGGCUAUUCCAUUGUCACAUCGAAUUCCAUGCUGAAAUCGGUAUGUCCUUGAUCUUUAAAGUGGGUGAUCACGAGGCAAUGCAACAAGUCCCACAUGGAUUUCCACGAUGUGGUGAUUGGAAGCAGUCCUUCGAUGAAAAUCCAAGUACCAAUACAACAUCAACACAAAAUAGUUCAACAACAAAUUCGAAAGAAAAUGAAGUUGAAUUAUCAAACGAAUUACAAUCAUAUAUGAGUAUAACUCCAUUGCUACAGCAAAGAACUGAUUCUUCCUCGCCUAAUCUUACCACAUCAACACAUUUGCUAACUCUUUCCAUCAUUAUUUCCGUUAUUCUUAACGUACUAUAUUUGUAGUUUUUAUAUUUAAAACAAAAUUGUUAGAAAUAUGACAUAAUUUUCUAUUACUUUUCAUUAGUGGUAACAGACCAUUGUAAAAAGUGUAUUUUAACAGACACUAUAUUCUACGUACUUACAUUUUUAUGUUUUUACUUGAAAGGAUUUCAAGUUCUAAAAGAAUUACCAGUAAUGUAUGAAAGUAUGUUGUCACUGUGAUAUAUUAAUUAUGACUGGCAAUGAACUUGAAUGGCCUCCUUAAAAUAGGAGACUUCCUACUUUAAGAAAAAAUGUACCCUAUUUUGGAUUGUGCCUUGAUUAUAAUGAAAACAUACAAUGAUAAGUCGUAUGUAUAUACUAACAAUAAGUACUGAUUUAUAUUCAAUAACCAUACUUUAAUUACCCAUCAGUAUUCGAAUCCAUAUUAAUUCUCUUUACCUAACAAAAAUCCAUCUACAUAACUAACAUUAUCAAUCAUCAAUUAUAGAUCAUUAUUAUCAUUUUGACAUCGUAAUUUUAAGAAAGUAUUGUGAUAUUUAAAAUUAAGUUUAAUUAAAUUAUAGAAUUAAUGAAAGUA
Molecule: messenger RNA, 3172 nt
Organism: Polistes dominula (European paper wasp)
Lineage: Eukaryota; Metazoa; Arthropoda; Insecta; Hymenoptera; Vespidae
Product: multicopper oxidase 3
Biological process (GO): iron ion transport
Cellular component (GO): plasma membrane
Molecular function (GO): copper ion binding; oxidoreductase activity
Source: RefSeq, a predicted model, not a curated record